Messenger RNA from Ochlerotatus camptorhynchus, 1271 nucleotides. Its product is annotated as probable ribosome production factor 1. Bases 109 to 1209 code for a protein of 366 amino acids. Lineage: Eukaryota; Metazoa; Arthropoda; Insecta; Diptera; Culicidae. Gene Ontology annotation, biological process: maturation of LSU-rRNA; maturation of 5.8S rRNA. The record is from RefSeq and is a predicted model, not a curated record. Gene Ontology annotation, cellular component: nucleolus; preribosome, large subunit precursor. Gene Ontology annotation, molecular function: rRNA primary transcript binding. The transcript has a single exon.
GCUGUUCUAAACAAAUCAACGUGGUUCGGUUCGCAGUAGCUUCUACAUUUUUGUUAAAGGUUUUUCAAUAUAGGUAGUUAAGUUCGUGCAAACAUCGCCAAUUAAAAUAUGGCUAGUGAAAGCAGUAGUGACUCCGAUGUAGAGAAAUCUUCGCCAAAACAGGAACAACCGAAAAAACGCAAACGUCUGCAAGACUAUUUGGAUGAGAAAGCAGCUCGUGAGACGGCUGAACGCGCUGAACAGGAACUGAGAAAGCGAAGGAAACAAGGACUGGAUGACGAUGAAGAGGCUGAGGAGGUCAGCUAUCCGGUAAUCAAUCCGUUGAAUUUUAUUAAAAACAAGGAAAUCAAGCAUAAGCAAUUUAGAAGGCAACAAGGGACCAAGAAAAAGCAAGAAAAGGCCUCCAGGAAGGCAAGAAAGUUAGAAGGUGGUCCCAAGACAGCUGGACAUACGAUCGAAAGCUUGCGGGAAAAAGAUCAAACUUCAUUGGCCAAUGCUACCGAAGAUGAUACUGAAGAGAUCGCGAACGAUUUGGAGAAUGAUGAAUUCAACGAAUAUUACAAAAAAACCUACGAACCAAAAGUGCUGAUUACAUACAACGCAACACCUCAUUCGCGAACCCGAAAGUUUGGAGCAGAACUGGAGAGGAUACUUCCUAACUCGAUGGUCCAUUCGAGAAAUAAGGCAGCACUGAAAAAUGUAUGCAAGAGUGCUAUUCGUGAGGAGUUUACGGACUUGGUCGUUAUCAAUGAAAACAACAAGCAACCGGAAGGAUUGUUGGUAAUCCAUUUGCCGGACGGGCCUACAGCUCACUUCAAAGUGAGUAACUUCAAAUCGCUGAAAGACAUGAAGAAGAAACCAUCGAACAUUACCAGUCACCGUCCGGAAGUAAUAUUGACCAACUUUUCCACUCGUCUGGGACUGACGAUUGGCAGGAUGCUGGGUGCACUGUUCCAUUACGAGCCGGAAUUCAUAGGACGGCGGGUUGCAACGUUCCACAACCAGCGAGACUACAUCUUUUUCCGCCAUCAUAUGUACGAGUUCGACAAGAACGGAAAACGGGUCAAGCUGCGUGAGUUGGGACCGCGCUUCACGCUGAAGCUCCGUUCACUGCAGCAGGGAUUAUUCGACAGCAAAUGUGGUGAUUACGAGUGGAUGAUCACCAACAAGCGACACCAGAUGGAAAGCAGAAGACGUUUCUUUCUGUGAGCAGCGGCAGUUCGUUAUCCUUUUCUUUAUUUGCUGAUAAAUAUAUUGUAAGUAUGAUAAUC